Molecule: messenger RNA, 1012 nt
Organism: Lycium barbarum (goji berry)
Lineage: Eukaryota; Viridiplantae; Streptophyta; Magnoliopsida; Solanales; Solanaceae
Exons: 3
Coding region: 168-740 (190 amino acids)
Source: RefSeq, a predicted model, not a curated record
AUUAUAUUAAAACUCCCACCCCCACCACACCCCUACCCCGCCGCUGACGCCCCACCACACCCCUCCCCGCCACUGACGCCCCAUCCCCACCACUGUCCUACCUCCGUCGCGCCCUUGUUGUCCGCCGCCACUAAAGACGCUCGAGAGGGGUCAGGAAGUACCUCAAGAUGAAGUCUUCAAGAUUACUCACACGAGGAAGGCGAAGAACGCCGAUGGUACGGACCAAUAAAUUGGGCCUAGGGCUCAGCAAACCUAUACCGAGUUUCUUUCAGACCGAGUUUCAACAACACAAGUUGGAAUAUUGUGCCAGUCAGCCAGCCGGGACGUCAAUGACCAACGAGAUAAUUGCUCAGCAGUGGAUGGAGAAGGUAGCUCCCCCGACAAGGUAUGGGACAAUUUAUGGGAUGCCUAAUCAAGCAUGUCGUCAAUUUCCGUCGUUCCUUCAAGGCGUAGGUACUACUUCUGAAGGGACAGUGGAUCCUAAGGAGUACCAAGAAAUGAAGCUGAAAGUUAGUCAACUAACAAGUACACUUAGUUCCACGGAGGCAAGGAUGUUGCAUAUGCAGGCCCAAAUUGACAGCUUACUCAACUCGGGGCCCUCUCAUAUUCCCCCGUGUCACGGGGAUGCUCGUAGGUCACAGCCCAGUAGACGACGUAGGUCACAAGACAACGUAGUUCAUGCUCUUUUUGAUGAGGAUAGUGGGGAGGAAUCGGAUCAUGUCUCUAACACCCAACGUUGACUUUUUUGAUUCGUAUACUUUUGGAUUGUAAUAUUGCUAUGUUUCUUGGAUAUAUCUUUUUUUUAUGAUAGUUUUAAUUCGAAUUAGAUGUACUUUUGAAGGUGAAUUUGAUUGUAGGAAGUAGUUUAUGGAUGUUUAACUUUACGAUGUUUAAGUGUUUAAAUGUAGAAAGUAGUUUAUGGUUGUUUAACUUUAGGAUGUUUAAGUGUUUGAAUGUAGUUUUAAGGAUAUUUAGAAGUACUUUAAAUUGAAACUUGAGGUUGAAUUUGAUU